AGUGUUCAGGGCUCUUCCUCUCCAGCGUGAGGACAAGGGUCCUCCUUAGCAGGGGUGUGAGUAAAGACCUGGAGGGAGACUGGGGUCCCAGGCCCUCAGCCACCCCCAGGGAUCCGCUCCAGAUUGUGCAACGCAAGCCCUCCCGGCCUCCGCUGGGGCUUCCUCAUCUGGCAGGAGCCCAGAGGCUCUGCAGCGCGCCACCCCCGCUGAGAGCGGCUUCUUCAAGAAACAGAUCCUGCAGCAUAAUCUGCCAGGGCCCUGGCAACAGGAACCGGUCCUUCCGGCAGCGAGCCCAGGGAGCAGAAUCCUGGCGCCCCCCGCGCGCGGCCCUCACCGUGCUCACGCCGCUGCGCCCCACCCAGCGGUGCCUGCCUUUUGGUCCCCCGCCCUUCUCUCCGUUUCGUCCUCAGCCCCAGCAGCCUCCGGGCUGGCUGCAGAGGCCGAGGGGCCAAGGGCACCGGAGAGCAAGGGAUUCCGCGGCACCACGUGUCCGAGCCGGGCUAAGGCGGGCGGAGCGGGCCGGGCCCGGCUCCCCGGGCCUGAGCGCAAACCAGCAGCGACGCGGGGUCCAGUCCGCACCGGCACCCGGCCCAGCCGGGGCCCGGUCUUCCGGGCGCACGUAGGUGCCUCCUCCUGGACAGCGCGAUGGGGCCCUUCUGGGCGAGAAAGGGUGCCUCCUCCUGGACGGCGGCAGCGGCGGCGCCAGGAACCGGCGGGCAGCGGCGCGAUGGGGCCCCUCCGCGAGAGCAAGAAGGAGCACAGAGUGCAGCAUCAUGACAAGGAGAUUUCUCGAAGCCGAAUUCCCCGGUUGAUUCUUCGGCCCCAUAUGCCCCAACAACAGCACAAAGUGUCCCCAGCCUCUGAGUCUCCUUUCUCUGAGGAAGAGAGCAGAGAGUUCAACCCCAGCAGCUCUGGGCGCUCAGCGAGGACCGUUAGCAGCAACAGCUUCUGCUCAGAUGACACAGGCUGUCCUAGCAGCCAGUCAGUGUCUCCUGUGAAGACACCCUCAGAUGCUGGAAACAGCCCCAUUGGCUUUUGCCCUGGAAGUGAUGAAGACUUCACCAGAAAGAAAUGCACAAUUGGAAUGGCUGGUGAAGGAAGCAUUCAGUCCUCUCGAUAUAAGAAGGAAUCAAAGUCAGGCCUUGUGAAACCAGGUAGUGAAGCUGAUUUUAGCUCCUCGAGCAGCACAGGCAGCAUUUCCGCUCCUGAGGUCCAUAUGUCGACUGCGGGAAGCAAGCGGUCUUCUUCUUCACGCAAUCGAGGUCCUCAUGGGCGGAAUAAUGGAGCUUCGUCACACAAGCCUGGCAGCAGCCCAUCAUCCCCGCGGGAAAAGGACCUUCUGUCCAUGCUGUGCAGGAAUCAGCUGAGCCCUGUCAAUAUCCAUCCCAGUUAUGCACCUUCUUCCCCAAGCAGUAGCAACUCAGGCUCCUACAAAGGAAGCGACUGUAGCCCCAUCAUGAGGCGUUCUGGAAGGUACAUGUCUUGCGGUGAAAAUCAUGGUGUCAGACCCCCAAACCCAGAGCAGUAUUUGACUCCACUGCAGCAGAAAGAGGUGACAGUGAGACACCUCAAAACCAAGCUGAAGGAAUCUGAGCGCCGACUCCAUGAAAGGGAAAGUGAAAUCGUGGAGCUUAAGUCCCAGCUGGCCCGCAUGCGAGAGGACUGGAUUGAAGAGGAGUGUCACCGGGUAGAGGCCCAGUUGGCACUCAAAGAAGCCAGGAAAGAGAUUAAACAGCUCAAACAGGUCAUCGAAACCAUGCGGAGCAGCUUGGCUGAUAAAGAUAAAGGCAUUCAGAAAUACUUUGUGGACAUAAACAUCCAAAACAAGAAGCUGGAGUCUCUCCUUCAGAGCAUGGAGAUGGCACACAGUGGCUCUCUGAGGGAUGAACUGUGCCUAGACUUUCCAUGUGAUUCCCCAGAGAAGAGCUUAACCCUCAACCCCCCUCUUGACACAAUGGCAGAUGGGUUAUCUCUGGAAGAGCAGGUCACCGGGGAAGGGGCUGACAGGGAGCUACUGGUAGGAGAUAGCAUAGCCGACGGCACAGAUUUGUUUGAUGAGAUGGUGACAGCCACCACCACAGAAUCUGGUGACCUGGAGCUUGUGCAUUCCACCCCUGGGGCUAACGUCCUGGAGCUGCUGCCCAUGGUCAUGGGUCAGGAGGAGGGCAGUGUGGUGGUGGAGCGAGCCGUUCAGACCGACGUGGUGCCCUACAGCCCAGCCAUCUCGGAGCUCAUUCAGAAUGUGCUGCAGAAGCUCCAGGACCCCUGUCCCUCGAGCUUGGCGUCCCCUGAUGAGUCUGAACCAGACUCGAUGGAGAGCUUCCCAGAGUCCCUCUCUGCCUUAGUGGUUGAUUUAACUCCAAGAAAUCCAAACUCAGCCAUCCUUUUGUCUCCCGUGGAGACCCCGUACGCCAAUGUGGAUGCAGAAGUUCAUGCAAACCGCCUCAUGAGAGAGCUGGAUUUUGCAGCCUGCGUGGAAGAGAGGUUGGAUAGUGUCAUCCCACUGGCUCGCGGGGGCGUCGUGAGGCAGUACUGGAGCAGCAGCUUCCUGGUGGAUCUCCUGGCUGUGGCUGCCCCCGUGGUCCCCACGGUUCUGUGGGCAUUCAGUACUCAGAGAGGAGGAACAGAUCCUGUCUAUAACAUCGGGGCCUUGCUCAGGGGCUGUUGCGUGGUUGCCCUGCAUUCGCUCCGCCGCACCGCCUUCCAUAUCAAAACUAAAUAGAAGUUGUUGUUACCGUGUGCCAAUGUGUCCCAUGUGGGUUGUGCCAGGUAGAGAAACAGGAGGUCAAUCUGUGACGGUCUCUAUUCUGUCGUUUUGCUCCUUGAUAUUUGAUUUGCACUAUAUUUAGUUGAAGCCUGUUCACUGUUUAAAACCGGAGGUAUCUUCAAAGGCAUGGAGACCUGGUUCCAGUAAAUGUCCCACCAGUGGGGUAUAGAAAGCAUGCUCAUGACCCUGCCGUGUCGUCUGAGGUACCCGUUCUUAUCCUAGUGGUUCAGGAAGAGAAAAUGCAGUUUGCACUUUCAAGACAGCUUCUCUAAGGCUGGCAUGUUAUCUCCUUGCUUUGCUUUGUGCCGUUUUAAAAUGUGUAAUUGUUCCAGCAUUCCAAUGGUCUUGUGCAUAGCAGGGGACUGUAACCAAAAAUAAACAUGUAUUUGUGUAAUUGGUUUGAAGAAGUCUUGAAUAGCUCUUUAGUGUCUUACUUGGGGUUGAUAAGAUUUGAGUGUUUGCAAUUUUUUACUAAAUGUAGCUCCAAAGUCUUAAAUGGCUUGUUUGUUCUUAAACUGUUAAUUGAUGAAACUGUGCAUAAGUUUACAAUGUACUAACUUAUUUUGCUUAUUAUAUAUAGUGUUUUAUUGGAAAUUGUAACCACACACUUCAGCAUGAUGAAAAUAAAGAUUAGUGUUUCCAUUUAAAUAAAUGUUUUAUCCUCCUAUAAAAUAA
Molecule: messenger RNA, 3442 nt
Organism: Symphalangus syndactylus (siamang)
Lineage: Eukaryota; Metazoa; Chordata; Mammalia; Primates; Hylobatidae
Gene: SYBU
Product: syntabulin
Biological process (GO): axonal transport of mitochondrion; synapse maturation
Cellular component (GO): cytoplasmic microtubule
Source: RefSeq, a predicted model, not a curated record